Molecule: messenger RNA, 566 nt
Organism: Laetiporus sulphureus 93-53
Lineage: Eukaryota; Fungi; Basidiomycota; Agaricomycetes; Polyporales; Laetiporaceae
Exons: 3
Coding region: 330-566 (78 amino acids)
Source: RefSeq, a predicted model, not a curated record
GGCUCGAGAGGUACUGCGGUAAUUCAUUGCGAAAACUGAUAUGGGAUACCACGAUGUUUUAAUUGCGUCUAGAUACAUAGCCACUCAACCGGGUGGUCGUCAUCAUGCUCCCAUGAUAGAUUGAGACUGCCUCACAUGUUUCUCUGUGACGUACCCGCUGCAGAAAGACAGCAAAGCAAUACUCGGCAGUCCGCUAUUGCUGCAGUCUGAACAACACAAUUCCGCAUAGUUGAGAUGACCGCGCUGUCUCUGCCCGUAUUUAAGCAAGCGCAAAACGAGAAUAUGGUAGCACAAAGUCAACUAUCUGUUCAACUCUCGAAUUCAGCACUAUGAGUACCUCUGAGUGGCGCAUGCAGCUGAACAACUGGCUCCAGGCGAAUUCAAAAAGGAACGCCUUGACCUGGGAUGUUUCAACGAGCGGCCCUAAGCAUGCCCCUACUUGGACCGCGAUUGCUUAUAUCGACGGCGUUCAGUACGGAAGAGGGACUGGCGUCAGUAGGAAUGUCGCGACAGAGAUUGCUGCUGAGCAAACCUUGACCGCACUCAAGCGUCAGACUGGACGUUAG